AUGUACACUGAUCAUCAGGGCACUGAUGAUCAGUGUGCCUGGUGAUCAGUGUAGCCCCAGCAGCGCCACAUAUCCGUGCCUACCAGUGCACAUCAAUGCCACAUAUCAGUGCCCACCUGAGCUGCCUUUCAGUGUCACCCAUCAGUGCCAGUCAGUGCAACCUAUCAAUGCCAAUCAGUGCCACCUAUCAGUGCUGCCAUCAGUGCCGCCUAUCAGUGCCGCCUAUCAGUGCCAUGUAUCAGUGCUGCCUUUCAGUGCCCAUCAGUGCCACCUACCAGUGCCUCCUCAUCAGUGCCCAUCAGUGCAACCUAUCAGUGUCCAUCACUGCAGCCUAUCAGUGCCCAUCACUGCAGCCUCAUUAACACACAUCAGU
This is a messenger RNA of Staurois parvus, 373 nucleotides long. Lineage: Eukaryota; Metazoa; Chordata; Amphibia; Anura; Ranidae. The record is from the annotation of a GenBank genome assembly.